GCGUGCUAGGUGGUGUGUGUGUGCGGAUAUUUUUAAUUUACACAUGGUAUUAUUUUUAUAGAGCAAGUCAUGUACAUUUGAGAACAUUAUUUUUAUACAAAACAGACAGUACAAAUAACGGUGAAGUACAAAUCUACCAGGGAACUCAGAACUCAUCUCAGCGAAAUUCAGGAUAAAAAUGACAAUAACAAUAAUCUAGUCCGUAUAUUCUAAAAUGUCAGGUUCAAAGCAGAAAAUCGUUUAGCACAAACAAUUAAAAUAUGCCCGCAAUAUGAGCGAAACGCUAAGCCAAGACCCGGAGGGUCUCACUUCUGGAUACACGACCCUGACGUCGUCAUACCCCCCCACUCCCGCCACUCCGAAUUCGACGGUCCAAGAUGCGCCCUCUGGGGCACACCUUCCUCCGUUCUCCACAUUCUCCGCCGACAUGGAUUCCAAUGGCGGUUUCACCACCAGCUCCGACAGGCUGUUCAGCGAUGCCAGACUACUGGACAUAUCGAACUGGGACUACUACACGGAGACCAGACUGUUGGAACGCGGGGAAAACGGACUGUCCAUAAUUUCCUCCCAGCCGCAAUACAGGCCCUGGGAAUCGAAACCAGUGGACUCGACAUCGGCAUUCGCUCCAACAACUCAGGUAAACUCAUUAGCUGAUGCCUUCGCACAACAAAAUGGUGCUUCGAAGCUUCCAUCAUUUCAAUCGCAAUUUCAGGCUUUUAACGACCCCGCUACUACCAGUGAACCAACCUUAACAACUCUUACUAAUCUUACUCCAGUAUCACCGAAUUCUAGUCCCGGUAACCAUAGUUUAACCACAUUGAACUCUAACUUUCAUACGUUAAGUGCAGUUAACCCGAGAAGUUACCCUCUGGUGCCUGCCCCCAUUCAAGCCAGGGAAAUACCAUCGAUACAGCAGCAGUUCCUCGACGAGAGGCACAUACAGUUAUACUCCCACCCCACCACGAACUUAACCGCCCUUAACACCAGUAUUUUUCCGCCCCAGAACGGAGCAAUAAUCCAACAGAAUCAGUUAAUAUCGUCCCCGACCGUCGUGACCGUUUUCAAGCCUUCGGAGGCCGAUCUGAAGCUCAGCUCGCUUCAGGACCCGGGUCUGAAGCUCCAGAACGUUACCCUGCAUCCCACGCAGUUCCAGAACCCGGUGCCGAACAUCGACAACGGCCUGUACAACGGCCUGGACAAGAAAAACGGCGGGAUGAUCAUGAACUCGCCGACGAGGAACGAUUUCCGCAAGAAGGAACGAAGAAAAAUACGGGCGUCAAGUCUGGAGAGUUCGACGGAAAGUGACGGUGCCUCUAGUAACAUGGACAUGGGCUCGGAAAAUUCGGGACAGGUCGCUGCGAUCUCGAGCACCGCGGGUUUCAAAAACCACCAUAUGCCGGACAAUUCGAGUGUGGACGAUAUAAGUGGCGGUGGCGUUGAUAAACAGGUGAAAAAGAAACGAAAACGGUGCGGAGAAUGCAUCGGAUGCCAAAGAAAGGACAAUUGCGGGGACUGUGCACCGUGCCGGAACGACAAGAGCCACCAGAUCUGCAAGCAGAGGAGAUGCGAGAAACUGACUGAAAAGAAGAAUCUUUACGGAGAAGGCGGAUUCCUCAGAGGAGAAUCUCGGAGGGGACGGGGAAAGGGACGAGGUCCAGGGAGCUACCGUGGUAGAAAGGCGGGAGGUCCAGUCUCCGCGCUGUCUUCGGGGGCUGUUAUUCAGUCAGAACCAAAUAGUGGCGUGAUGCAGAACUCUCAGACCUCUAGACCUAGUCCGCAACCAGCUCAGGCAGUCCACAUGCUCAAACCAGAUCAGAAUAUGCCAUCCGUACAGCAGCAACCUAUGACUCCUAUGCCUUUCUACGCAGACCCGAACAGGUUCGCUACCCCAGUAUGGCAAGCAGAUCCUGGUCAAGAAUUUGUUACAGCUUGGACCCAAGGGCAGUUCAUCCAACAGAUCCCAACGGCAACUCAUACGCCGAUCGAAGGUUACCAACAGUAUUCCAACGGUAUUUACCAAACUUCCUACCAGCAGCCAGCGUUCGAAACCAACACGUUUUACACCGGAGCUGUUCAAGUGUUAACUAAUCCACGUCCUCCAAGCAAUCCGAACCAUUCGGUCCAACCUUUGGCCAGACCGAACUCGAAUUAUUCUCAUCAUACACCAAGUCCAGUUCCUCAACAACCACCGACCCCUCAGAACUCAAACCAAAGAAACCAGUACCAGGAGUACACGAUACAAAACCAGAAUUACAUUCCUCCAGCCACCACGCCAACUGGAAACGUGGACAGCUCGCAGCAGGGCAACUUAUCCAGACCGAGUUCGGUUAACAGCGCUGUAAAUGUUCCUACCUCCAAUCAGAACUAUAGCAGUCAGCAGGGUGGCACAGUUUUCACGUCUGUGAGCAACGAUACCUUCAGUCCGAACGCUAAUUCCACGUUUGCCAACUCGAAUUCGGGAAACGACAAGCCUGGGUAUCCACAGGUGAACAGCAAUCCGCAGCUAGUUUCACACAACUCUAGUGGGUAUCCAGGCAGUGGGAUGUUCAGCGGAGAAAGUCUGGAUCAGCACAUGUGGCAGCAGUCCAACGCCAACAGCAACCAGGUGUGGGAACCCGGACAAUCGAACGACAGUGCCAAAGAUAAACAACAAACUUACAACCAUGAACAAAUCCAUAAGACUGAAGUUUUGUACAAUCACCACGCUCAGAACAGUUCCCACAUGAACCAGGAGCCGGAAACCAAUCUUCCAUCGGACCGGGUCAAUCUCAACACGAAAAUAAAAACGAUGAUACUGAACAAGCAGAACAGCGAGGCAGACAUGAACGAGAAGAAGAACGAGAACCACAACAACGGUCAUUUUUUAUGGUAUAGCCACCAACGUUACUUCCUGAAUCCGAGUAACGCUGGUGGCUCAAAUAAAUCGGAAAACACCACCAAAGACGAAGCGAAAAAGACCAUUUCCCUGAACAUUUUCAAGAGUUUGGCGAAGAAGGAGGGCAACAAGUCGCAGAUUUUCGGAGAUAUACUCAAGCAGAAGUCCGGGGUUGGAAAGAUAUACAAAUGUUCGAUCAUACAGAAUGCAGAUAAAGCCAAGUUGAAGGCGGAAAACGAGCCUCCUCCUUGUCAAUGUCUUCAACCGAACCAAAGUAUUCCAGAGCCUGGAGUCUUCUACACUCAUCUAGGGUGCGCCGACAAUCUGAGGAAUUUGAGAAAAGAUUUCGAAUGCAAAACUGGCGUGAGUGGAAAAGCUAUCAGAAUCGAGAAGGUCCGAUAUACUGGAAAAGAAGGCAAAACAAACCAGGGAUGUCCUAUUGCCAAAUGGAUUCUUCGACGUUCUGGCCAGGAUGAGAAAUACUUGGUGAUUGUGAAGCAUCGUCAAGGACAUUCUUGCGUAUCCGCCUUCAUCAUUAUCUGCAUAGUUGUAUGGGAAGCAGUAUCCAGAAACGCCUCCGACGACCUGUACAACCUCCUCACCGACAAACUCAACAAAUUCGGCCUACCAACCAAACGACGCUGUGGCAUCAACGACCCAAGGACAUGUGCUUGCCAAGGCACAGACCCCAACUCCUGUGGCGCCAGCUUCUCCUUCGGCUGCUCCUGGAGCAUGUACUACAACGGCUGCAAGUUCACCAGAUCGAAAUUCGUCAGGAAAUUCAGGCUGAACGUUCAGGCGGAAGAGGAACUUCUCGAGGAUCAACUGCAGAAGUUGGCCAGUCACAUAACACCGAUCUACCGUAACUUGGCGCCGUCGUCCUUCAAAAACCAGACGCAGUACGAGGAAAUCGCCUCGGAUUGCCGCUUGGGUUACACCAAAGGGCGUCCAUUCUCGGGGGUGACAGCUUGCAUGGAUUUCUGCGCUCACGCUCACAAAGACACUCAAAACAUGAACAACGGCUGCACGGCUGUGGUCACAUUGACCAAGAAAUCAACUUCCAAAACGCCACCAGACGAACAGCUUCACGUUCUACCGAUGUAUGUUGUUGAUGCGACAGAUGAAUUCGGUUCAACGGAAAACCAACAAAAUAAAAUAGCGCUUGGAAGUAUAGAGGCUCUACACAAGUAUAGUUCAGAAAUAAGACUGCUGAGCGUUCCUCUAGAGCCUUGCAAAAGAAAAAAUAAACGUAAAUCAGAAGAAGGCUCCAAAAAAAACGAAACUGCUUCUCCAAAGCACAAAGAGCCUCAAAUAAAGCAGGAGGAAAUGAGUAAGGGGAAUGAUUACACUGAGCAAACUCCUCUUUCAAAAUUACGAAAUACCGAAAGCAACCUCAAUUUUAACGGUAAUUACAACGCUGUAAACAAUGGAAUACCUCAAUACCAUAUUAAUCCAUCUGGAUCUUCUGAUCCAAUGGGACCAAAUUAUUUGAACAGUAAUAGUUCUACCUCAAACCAUCCCAAAUUCUGGCACAGACAAACGGCCGGUUUUUAUAACAAUCAGGCGUUCUACCCGAAUGGUUUUUACAAUUCCUUUUACUCGAAUAAUUGCAAUCAAAACAACCCAUAUCAGAACAGUUUCAAUUCAUAUGGUUUCGAACAAAACGUACAUUCUAGUCAUUAUUCAAAUUAUUUGCCAUACGGUUCGAAUGAUGGGAGUGCAUUUUCUCACGCCUCGAAUACUGGUCAAAAUUAUUCGGCAGGCUUCUCAGAUUUACCGUGUUACAAAGUUAUAAACCCUUUCGAUGACUUUCAAGGACAGAACGUAUUGAACAGUAGCCCUCUCUUACAAUCAAAAUUACAAUUUCAGAAGUUGUACACCGAUAACUUGGAAUGUUUUCGAGAUUCCGAAGUUGGCGGUGUGGCCAUAGCAUUAGAGCACGGAAGUCUACUUUUCGAAUGCGCAAAGCAUGAGUUGCAUGCAACCACAGCCCUGAAAGAGCCGAAUAGAUUGUCCCCUACCAGAAUAUCACUUGUUUUUUAUCAGCAUAGAAACUUGAACAAGUACAAACAUGGCUUGGAUGAAUAUUCAGGAAAAAUGAAAACCAAGAAUGGAGAAAACGACGUAAAACCAUUGGCGAUCAAACCCGCCAAUGAUCUUUUGGUUAGGGCGUACUCUUUGCCCACAUUUUCUUGGACGACACUUUUUCCAAUGCAUCCUUGCAUUACAACAGGGCCUUAUCAAAUCAUUAAGAAUUGAAUUCAAUCUAUUUUAACUCUUACAUUUCCGAAAUGAGUGUAGAAAUCGCCCAAAACUUUGUAGCUAAAUUCUUCAGAGAUUGUCGAAGAAAUCGACUAUGGGUUGUUGUAAUAAUAUGUGUAUCUGGUAGUUCUUCACUAAUUUCGUCUUAGACCCCCGUUCCCUUUCAAGAAAAUUAGUAUGCUAAAUCUCAAUUCCUCAUUGAUAACUCUCUGUGUAAGAAUUCAUGUAUUUAGUGCCUCUAUGAUCUCAGUAUAUAGAAGAAAUUCUUUUUGUAAAAAGAAGUACAAAAUAGAAUUCCAUUUUGCAUGAGGAAAUACACAAGAGAAGAUUCUACAAAAACAAAACCAAAUAAGUUCUUUGCCAGUCAUAGUAUUAGUGGUAUAUAUAUUUUAAGAUCUUCAUUGUAAAGUUCGUAAUGUUUUUAUUAUAUCUGUUGAAUUUGUGUACUGCCAUAAUUAUUCGAAUAGUUGAACGUUUUCUAUUUUUGUAUUUUGCUGAUCAUUGAAUGUAUCUGAAGCUCAAAAACCGAUUUACUUUCGGAAAUUCGGGCAAUGGUUAUAUCGUAUGAUUUUAGGGCUUCUAAAAGUUUGCCCAAUUAUUAAAUAUUUUCAUAAUAUGAGUGCCUAUGGUCCAAAUUUGCUCAGUGAUCAAUUCUGAGGUUUAUAGUUAUUUGAACCGUCGAAAUCGAAAGAAUGCAUUGCAUUUCACGCGAUUUCAACGAAUAUAUUAUAGAAGUAAAUAGUUAUAUCCAUUCUACGAAUUUCCAUUUCAUAAUAAAGGAGGUGGGUGAUAAAACUGCACUAUUAUUUAUUAUUUGACAUUCAAAUUUUCGAUAUUAUUUCUCUCGGAGAAACCUAUUUAUUUAUUAAUUUAUUAAUAUGUAUAUAUAUUUUUAAUUGUAUGGGAUUUCGUAACGAAUGACUCGUUUUCAAUACACUGGUCUGUAAUUGUUUUUUUUUUCAAUUCUAUUUAUAUUCACGUCCAAGCCUUGAGCUUUGUCGGAAAUUAGUUGACUAGUAGAUUCAAUCUUCAAUCAAUAGGACUUCUCGAACUUGUAGCAUGUUGAUCUAGUCAAAUAAUUUCUGUUUUAAAUGUGCAAAUAUUGAGGUAUAUAUUUGGUGAAUUUAGGUAUUUUACAUACAUGUUUGCCUUUAAAGUACCUACAUAUUGGCUUCACGUCGAAGAAUAUAUUUUUAGUAAUCAGAAUCUGGUAAUAUACAAAAUUUUUGGAUUUUUAUAAGGAAAACUUUGCAACUGAUUGACAAAAUUUGAAUCACCUAAUAUUCCACUUUAAGGAGGCGCUACAAUUAUUUUUUGGGAUUCCUCUAUAAAUUUCGAAAUUUUACCGACCUCGUGUGUAUUUUGGAUAAAUUUCGGCAUAUUAUUACAACGUUGUCCAUUAGCAAAGUGAAUAAGCAUAAAGUUUGAAAAUCUUGAUAUUAUCCGUUUCGAUCAACAGAGAUGUAUUAUAAAAAUAUCUGUGUUUAUCAGUAGAGUGGCCAAGUGUCUGAGAAAUAUAUUUUUUACAGAAAAGAAAUAUAUAUUGUUCUUACCAUUGCCUAAAAUUAAUUAUUGUAUAGUGUUAGUCAGUGAAAUUAAACUUGAAAUUCAAGUUUGAAUUAUAAGUAUGUUAAAAUCAAUAUCGCGAUGCCAAAUAUUUAAACGUUAAAAAUAAUUUCGUAUGUAUCAGAGCGAUUCUUCCAGGUUUUGAAAAAAUAGUCAAUUUCCCAGUUUCUGUAAUAUUUUGUUCUCAUCCUAAUUUAUUUAUUUAUUUAUUGCUCCAAAGGUUGUUCUUUAUUUUUCAUGAAUAAUUCCUUGCAGAAAUUGUAUCUUUGCCAUUCAGUUUUCCUCAAAUUUCAUGAAAAAUAAAUUAUAACACCGACGUUUUAUGAACUGUACAGUUAGUUAUAGAUCCUUCAUAAUUUUUGUGAAUAUUUAGAAUUGACAAGCAAUUUGUAGUGUAAAUAUACAUUAAGUGGAUAUUUACAGGGUAAUGAAAUUUUGAACAUUGUUGUCUUAAAAUUUAAUAUUUUCAUGUCAAAAGCAAUAUUUUUCUGACUUCAUAUCAUUGAAAAUACAUGUAGGUAUCCACUUAGUAGGCACCGAUUUUUAUCAAAAUUUAAUUAAGGGUAGGUGAUAGAAUUUUCGUUCGAGACUAUGAAGAAUAUUAUGUGUAACGUCUUGUGAAUACAUUUAUAUGAUAA
This is a messenger RNA of Coccinella septempunctata (seven-spotted ladybird), 7341 nucleotides long. It is a transcript of the gene Tet, whose product is annotated as DNA N6-methyl adenine demethylase. Gene Ontology annotation, biological process: positive regulation of transcription by RNA polymerase II; oxidative demethylation. The transcript is spliced from 9 exons. Gene Ontology annotation, molecular function: zinc ion binding; DNA 5-methylcytosine dioxygenase activity; DNA binding. The record is from RefSeq and is a predicted model, not a curated record. NCBI's taxonomy places the organism in Eukaryota, Metazoa, Arthropoda, Insecta, Coleoptera, Coccinellidae. Bases 272 to 5134 code for a protein of 1620 amino acids. Gene Ontology annotation, cellular component: nucleus.